Magallana angulata is the source of this 2843-nucleotide messenger RNA. RefSeq names its product zinc transporter ZIP3-like. Gene Ontology annotation, biological process: zinc ion transmembrane transport. Gene Ontology annotation, molecular function: zinc ion transmembrane transporter activity. The coding region runs from base 175 to 1152 and encodes 325 amino acids. Lineage: Eukaryota; Metazoa; Mollusca; Bivalvia; Ostreida; Ostreidae. The record is from RefSeq and is a predicted model, not a curated record. Gene Ontology annotation, cellular component: plasma membrane. The transcript has 2 exons.
ACGAGAAUUCACCACCAUACACGACUGCAACAAGGGGUGUUCAGAUGAUUGGUACACCGGGAUAGAGGAGAGGUCAUUCAAUUUUAAGCAUUUUCAGCUGGUUGUCUAACCUUGUGAAGAUUUUAGUGGACCAGUGGCGUUUUUCUGUCCAGGUAUAAAAUCUACCCGGCCAGCAUGAAAUCCACCGCCAAAAUUAUUUCCAUAUUUGUUCUUUUCUUUGCAACUUUUCUGAUUGGGAUUUUUCCUCAUGGAUUGCUUCGUCUUCUGAAGAGCAAAUUUUUCAAAGAGAGGCUAUAUCAGCGUUACAUUAGCGUGUUGAACUGCUUCGCUGGUGGCGUCUUCUUUGCGACAGCUAUUUUACACUUAAUUCCAGAAUCGUCGGAACUUUUACAUGGAAUGUUCAAAAUCCAGUACCCAGUAUCAGGGGCCCUGUCAGGCGCAGGAUUUUUUCUUCUUUUGUUCAUCGAACACUUCAUUGGCGCUUGCCAAGGUUCUAGUCACCAUUUUACUAUGGAAAAUACUGAAAUUGUCGUCAACGAUGUUGAAUUAACAAAAGUAACAACAUCAGAUGAUAAACACAAGAGCCCAACAGAUGAAAGUAAGAUGGAUAGCGACAAACAUACACAAGCUGAAAAGAAAUUAGAUCAAAUGGUGGAACGUGAAAAAACUAUAGCGAAGGAAGAACACACUUUGUCUAAACUCAGGGCGUUUGUUUUACUUUUAGCUUUUUCCUUCCAUAUGGUUUUCGAAGGACUGGCUUUGGGGCUGGAGCAAACAGAGUCGGGAGUAUGGAGUCUACUGGGAAUUCUGGCCCUCCACAAGUGUGUGGUGGCGUUCAGUGUGGGUCUCCAGCUCAGUGAGAACCUGCAUACGUUUAAGUCUGUCAUUGCGUCCUUGGCGGCGUUCUCUGCUGUAGCCCCUGUUGGGGUUGUCCUUGGUUUUCUGGUGACAGAAUAUGGAGACAACGAGCAUGCACAAGUGAUUGCCGCCGGUGUGCUUCAGAGUUUGGCCACCGGCACGUUUUUCUACGUGACAUUUUUUGAGAUCUUGCAGAAGGAAUUAACGCAUGGACACAAUCUGUAUAAUGUUCUCUCUACUGUUGUGGGGUUUUCAGUCGUGGUGGGGGUGGAGUUUUUACAUGACAGUGAAUAGGGAUGAUAUAUCUUGAUAAAGAAUUUUUCUUCUUGUUCAUGGAACACUUGAUUGGGUCUCGUCAAUGUCCUGGUCACCAUUUUACGAUGAAAGUACUGAAAUUAUCGUCAAUGACGUUGACUUAACAAAAAUAACAACACUGAAAGAUGCUGAUGGAAGCCAGAUAUGUGAAAGAUGGAAAGCGACAAACAUGUACGAGCUCAAAAAAGGAAUUGGAUUAAAAAGUGAGACGUGGUAAAACUAUAGCAAAGGAAGAACAUACUCCUUCCAAAGUCAGGGCGUUUGUUUAUAACUUCUAGCUCAUUUUUCGAGGGUCUGGCUUUGGGGCUAUGUCAUGUUGUAUUAUUUGCUGCCACACAGCUGGAGCACACAGAGUCGGGAGUAUGGAGUGCGGGGGAUCCUGGCCCUCCGCAAGUGUGUGGUUGGUGGCGUUCAGUGUGGGUAUCCAGCUCAGUGAGAACCUGCACACGUUAAAGUCCGUCAUUACAUCCCUGGAGUGUCAAAGAGUUACAAGAAAGAUUAAUCUGAUUCUUUUGUUAACAAUACAUUUCGGUGAAACAUUUUCCACGAAAGCAUCCUUGAUAGAUUAAAAUCCAAAAUUUGAUAUAAUAAGACAUAUCUUACUUUUAACAGCUUUGAAAAUCUGCCAAAUGUCUAUACAUGUGUAGUACUCUCAAAGUUUUUUUUCUGAAAUUUAAUGAUGGAAUGUUCUAUUAAAGUAAGGUUUUUUUUGUGUAUGUAUGCCAUCUACAAUGAAGCGCACUGAAGUGGUAAAAUUUUUCGUUUUAAUGGAAUGUUCUAAACUUUGUAUUAGGGGGAUGUUUUCUCUAAUUCAACUUUGUAUUGAAUGUCAAUUGUUACAUAAGUCACGCCCAUUUCUCUUGAAACGAGGAAAAUAGCAUUCGUUACAAUGUAUAUGUACCUUCUUAGACGUACCGUUUCCAUACUUUAAGACGGUUUUAACCCGCACUUUGAAUAUCCUUGGGGGUUAAUACUCCCCACUGCACUUCACAAUGCACCAGUUUUUGCCAUUCUCUUUUGGUUACCGAAUUAACUAGAAUCUUUGAACAUUUUGGCAUGUAUAACUGGGUUUUGUUUGAUAUUUGAAAUGCAAAUAAAUCUAAGAACAUUUUCAUUUUGAAAGAAAAAAUGGGUAUUAAAAUCGACAUAAAACUGAUCCGGUGCGUGCACAAAUGGUGAGAUUUCUUGUUAUACCCCUGGACCCUGGCAAUGUUGACAAAAGCUGCAUCCCGAUAUUUAAUAAUAUAUAAUAACAUGUAUGUCUUUAUAUUGUUUAUGAAAUAAUCUUUAUAGUAUUAAACGGGGUACACUUCAAAACAUUGAAUUGCACAUUCCUCGUUUCAAAAGAAAUGGGCGUGUCUUAUGUAACAAUUGACGCUCGAUACAAAGUUUAGAACAUUCCAUUCAAACGCAAACGUUUACCACUUCAAUGCGCUUCAUCUAUUGAUUAAGGAAUUGCCCAAAUACCGGUAUAAGAUACUUCUGAUCGUUCAAAAAUUAUGUAAUGCUUGACAUCAAAUUGGUAAUAUCAAACACUUGCUUAUGAUAACACAUGCUAUCAUGUACAACUUUUAAAAAUGAUGUUAGAUUCCACGGAUAUGUCAGUAUUUUUGUAUAAAAAGCUAUCCGCUAAUCUACCAGUAUUCAAGUAUAAAGGAAAAAAAUCAUUU